Molecule: messenger RNA, 2749 nt
Organism: Schizosaccharomyces cryophilus OY26
Lineage: Eukaryota; Fungi; Ascomycota; Schizosaccharomycetes; Schizosaccharomycetales; Schizosaccharomycetaceae
Product: ATP-dependent RNA helicase Dbp10
Exons: 2
Coding region: 17-2614 (865 amino acids)
Cellular component (GO): nucleus
Molecular function (GO): ATP binding; RNA binding; RNA helicase activity
Source: RefSeq, a predicted model, not a curated record
CUUUGUCCUUUGUUCAAUGUCUGAAUUGCAGACAGUUGACGAGGUUGAUAUUGCCGGCUCUUUGGCACCUCUGCCAUUGAAGCCCGAGUCUGAUGGUUUUGAAGCGGGAAUUGCGGAAACUUCGAUUGGUUCUCAAAACGCUAGCAAAGAACCUGAAAAUGAAGAGGACGAUGAAGCGUUCAUUGCUUCCAAUAUCUUGAAAUCGAAUAGAAAAACAAAGGGAAAGAAGCUUGCUGGCAAAGCUUCUAACUUUCAGGCGAUGGGGUUGAGUCAGAAUGUACUUCGUGCUAUUUUAAAGAAAGGAUUCAAAGUACCAACACCUAUUCAAAGGAAAACAAUUCCUCUAGUUUUGGAAGGACGCGACGUAGUCGGUAUGGCUCGUACUGGUUCCGGUAAAACAGCCGCUUUUGUAAUUCCAAUGAUUGAGCGCCUAAAGUCUACCUUGGCACAAUCAGGCACCAGAGCCUUAAUUUUGUCUCCAAGUCGCGAACUUGCUUUGCAAACAAUGCGAGUUGUAAAAGAUUUCAACAAAGGUACUGACCUUCGAGUUGCCGCAAUCGUUGGUGGUGUUAGUCUAGAGGAGCAGUUUAGUAUUAUGACUGCAAAGCCAGAUAUUAUCAUUGCUACUCCAGGUCGAUUUAUGCAUCUUAAAGUAGAAAUGAAGCUGGAGCUUAAUGCGAUUGAGUAUGUAGUAUUCGAUGAGGCUGAUCGUCUCUUUGAGAUGGGUUUCGCUGCUCAACUCACUGAAAUUUUGCAUGAUUUGCCCUCUGCUCGCCAAACUUUGCUAUUCUCUGCCACUUUGCCUCGUACUCUCGUUGAUUUCGCAAAGGCCGGUCUUCAAGAUCCUGUAUUAGUGCGUUUAGACGUUGAGUCUAAAAUUUCUUCUGAUCUUCAAAGUGCCUUUUUUUCCGUCAAAACCGCCGAUAGGGAGGCUGCUCUACUAUAUAUUUUACAAGACGUUAUUAAAUUAUCGCUUAAACGUGAUAUUAAGCCCGUUGUAUCUAUGGAUUCUGAGAACCCUAAAAAACGUAAAAGAAUUAUGGAAGCUGUCAACCAGGGAAGAUUUUCUGGCUCUUCUGAUGCUACCCUUGUGUUUGUACCUACCAAACAUCAUGUUGAGUAUAUCUCUAAUCUACUUGCUCUUGCCGGUUAUUCAGUAUCUACCAUCUACGGCUCAUUGGAUCAAGAUGCCCGUACAAAUCAAAUUAAUAAAUUUCGACUUGGUUUCAGCAAUGUACUUGUUGUGACCGAUGUGGCUGCCCGUGGUAUUGAUAUACCGCUUUUAGCUAAUGUUGUUAACUAUGACUUUCCUCCUCAGCCGAAAGUUUUUGUUCAUCGUGUCGGUCGUACUGCACGUGCUGGCCGUACUGGUUGGGCUUAUACUCUAGUCCGUUCCGAAGACGCUGGCUAUUUCUUGGAUUUGCAAUUGUUUUUAAACAGGGAAAUUGUUACUACUAAUAAGAAGGUGAAAACCGCAGAUGAUUGUGACUUUACCAAGCAGUUGGUUUUAGGAGGCCUGCCGACGGCUUCUGUCUCGGAAUUGUCAGAAUGGGUCCAACGAGUCGUUGCCGAAGACAUUGAAAUUGAGCAGUUGUCUAAGGUUGCUGCUCGUGGUGAAAAGUUAUAUUUUCGCACACGGCCCAGUUGCAGCCCUGAGAGUGUUAAACGAGCAAAAGAACUAGUAAAUACUAGCGGUUGGAAUUUAGUAAACCCCUUGCUCAGUAACUCGAUGGAUAUUGAAGCAGAUUCACAAUUCAGUGCUCUUUUGGCAAAGGUUUCUUCAUUCCGUCCUUCUGAAACCAUUUUCGAGAUUGGCCAACGAGGACAUCAUCGAUCUGAAGCUGGAGAGAUUAUGCGCCAACGCAGGAGUAAGAUUAAACCAAAAGGUCUUCAGCGUACUACCAUUGAUAAUGAAUUACUAGAUGACAGCGAGGUUUCCACAAAAACAAACAGCGAGCCAGAACUAUCUGAGACAGAGCUUGAAAACACAUUCCAAACGCCUCAGAGUCUGAAAGAACAGCAGAAGGCUUCCCGUGAUUUUCGUGAUAAAGAAUAUUAUAUGUCUCAUUACGCACCGAAAGAAAAUAUCCAAGAAAAUGGAUAUGCCGUUAAUUCUGCAGAGAACUUUACACUGGCAGCUCGUCAUGCUGUCUUGGAUUUAAGUAAUGAUGAGGGUAUACAUCAAACUAAUCGCAGUGGGCAACGAUGGGAUCCGAAAAAGAAAAAAUUCGUUAACACCAUUAAUGAUGAAGAUGGUUCUAGAGGUGUUAAACUCAUUCGCGGUGAAAGCGGAGUGAAAUUGCCAGCUACGUACCGUAGCGGUAGAUUUGAGGCUUGGAAAUCUAAUAAAGCUCAAGGCAAUAAUGGUUCUAUGCCAUUAAAUGACAACAGUGGUAGACAAUUCAAGCAUAAGCAGGUUAAAGCACCGAAAGCCGCCGACAAAUAUCGAACUGAUUACAAAGUUCGAAAGGCUAGGGUUAAGGAAGCUAAAGAGAAGGGUAUUGGUGUUAAAAUCAGCGAUGAACUUAAGUCUGCUCCCCAAAUUCGGAAGGAUCGUCAACUCAAAGAAAAGAGAAAAGCUAAGACUGCUCGUCCCUCCAAAAAACGUCGCUAAACAAACAUUACUUUAUUUUGAUUAUUUUUGGAUGCUUAUAAUUAUGGUUUUGUUAAAAAUAUGUACUUUAUGGGUUAAAAACAGGUCAUAUAGGUGAAUAGGGAAAUUUAAAAUGAUGAAUAAAUUGAUUUCAGC